UUUCAGAAAACAAAAAAGCUAAAAAUCAGUAAAGUCAAGACAAACAAUCAAAAAAGAACAAAAUUAUCUAAACAAGGAAAGCUAAAACUUCAAAGACACAAGCAGCCAAAAAAACAGAUACAAAAACCUCCUCAGCUUAAACCAGAAGAUAAUCAAGAUGAUAAAGAAGAAGAAGAGAGUGAUCAUGGUGAAGACAUGUUGUCUAUGGUUGAAAAAGAUGACAUGGAUUUUUUAGAAUCAGCUGUUAAUUCAAAAUCAUAUAAUAUUCUUAAAAAAAUACGUUUCAAUGAUACAACAUCUGGUGAUGAUAAAAAACGUAGAAAAAGAAAAUUAAAUAAAGAUGAUACACCAAUUGAAGAUGAAUAUGAAGAAACUGCUACUAAACUUGAAGAAGAAAAAGGUAAUAAAAGAGUUAGAAUGCUUUUACCAGUUAAAACAAGUGAUGGUUUUAUUAAAAAUCGUACCAUUGAAGAAGAAGUAGUUGAUGAUGAUGAUGAUGAAAAUAAUGAUGAAAAUAAAGAAAAUAAACAAGAUGAAAAAGAAGAAAAAGAAAUUGAUAGUGAUGAAGAAGUUAUUGCUGAUUUUGAACCAGAAAUAAAAGAUACUGAAAAAGAAAAAAUAUCAACAAUUGAGCUAUAUGCAUGUCGUGAAGAAGUAUUAAGAUCUAAAAAAUUUAAAAUUGGUUUAUUAUCAAGUGCAUUAUUGGAAAAUCCAGAAUUAAAAAAAUCAAAUUUUAAAGCACUACUUGAUUUAAUGGAAGAAAGAAAUCCAGAAGUUAAAAUAACUGUACGUAAAAUAGCAACAGUAUCAUUAUUUGAAGUAUUUAAAGAUUUACUACCAUCAUAUCUUUUAAAUCAAACAAAAGAAGAAGGUGUUAAAUAUAAAAAAGAAACACUAUUAUUAUAUGGCUAUGAAGAGACACUAUUACAAAGUUACAAACGUUAUUUAACAAAACUUGAAAAAAUGAGUGAUAAGCUGAGAAAAAAAAAAGGUGAGACAAAAGUACUUACAUUACCAGGAAUAAUUCUAUCUGAAAUAGCAUUAACAUGUAUGUGUGAACUUUUAGUAACACAUCCAUAUUUUAAUUAUUCAACAAAUAUUGCAAAUUUUUUGGUACCAUUUUUGGACAAUAAACGUCCAUCAGUUCGUGAAAAAGUAUUUAAUUGUAUGAAAAAUAUAUUUAAAGAUGAUAAACGUGGUGAAUUGUCACUUGUUAUUGUUCGUAAAUUAAAUCAAUAUAUUAAGCAACGUGGUCACUCGGUUCAUACUGAACUUGUUCAAGUACUAUUGUCAUUGAGAAUAAAAGACAUUGAUCUUGAUAAAGAACGUGAUGAUGAAAUGAAACAAAAAAAAUUAAUGAGCCAUAAACAACGUAUACUUGCAUUGAGUAAACGUGAAAGAAAAAAAAGUAAAAAGCUAGAAGCUGUUGAAAAAGAGCUAUUAGAAACAAAAGCUGAAGAAAAUAAAGUUGAAAAACAAAAAAUAUUAACUGAAAUAACAAGUAUUGUAUUUACAAUAUAUUUUAGAAUAUUAAAACAAGCACCAAAUAGUCAAGUAUUAUCUGUUUGUUUAGAGGGUCUAGCUAAAUUUGCACAUUGUAUUAAUCUUGAAUUUUAUCAAGAUUUAGUUAAUGUCAUAAAUACACUGAUGGAAGAAAAAAAUUUAGGUUUACGUGAACAAUUACAUUGUAUACAAACUGUAUUUACAAUAUUAUCUGGACAAGGAUCAGCAUUAAAUAUUGAUCCAUACAGAUUUUAUGUACAUUUGUAUAAAAAUUUAUUAUCAAUUAAUGCUGGAAAAAAUCAACAAGAUUGUCUUAUUAUUAUUAAAAUAUUAAUUCAAGUGUUGAUUAAUCGUAGAAAAAAAAUAACACAAAAUCGUUUAAUUGCAUUUAUCAAGAGAAUAGCAACAAUGUCAUUGCAAUUACAACAUCAUGGAUCAUUGGGAUUACUUGGUAUUAUUAAAAUAAUAAUGCAUCUAACAAAAUCAAUUGAGGGACUUCUUGAUACUGAUGCUAAUUCUGGUGAUGGUUUUUAUCAACCAGAACUUGAUGAACCAGAAUGUUGUAAUGCAUAUUGUACAUCAUUAUGGGAACUUGUUGCAUUACAAAGACAUUAUCAUUCUGUUGUACAAAAAAUAUCACGUAAUAUUGCAGCUGGUGUACCAGUAAAUGGUGAUGGUUGUUUACCACCAGAAUAUGCAAAAUUAAAACCAGAAGAUUUGUAUGAACAAUUUGAUCCAACUGGUGUUGUAUUUAAUCCAUCAAUUCCAGUACCUAAAAAGGCACCACAAAAAAAUAUAAAACAUCAUGAAUUUGCUAAUUUUGAAUUUGGUGAAUAUGUUGAAAAUAUUUGCAAGCAAGAUGACGAUAAUGAUGAUGAUGAUGCUGAAGAAUCUGAAAAUAUUAAAUGUAAUUUUUAUGACUGUAUCAUGAAGAAAUAA
Molecule: messenger RNA, 2442 nt
Organism: Aphidius gifuensis
Lineage: Eukaryota; Metazoa; Arthropoda; Insecta; Hymenoptera; Braconidae
Gene: Noc3
Product: nucleolar complex protein 3 homolog
Exons: 1
Biological process (GO): DNA replication initiation
Cellular component (GO): nucleolus
Molecular function (GO): chromatin binding
Source: RefSeq, a predicted model, not a curated record